UUGGAAACAAGAGCGGAAGCCAUCUUCAGAUUAUUUACCUGCAGCUGUUAGACCACGACUGGGAUGAGAUCCGUGGAUACAGUUGGGGUAGUGCUUGUUUGGCGGUCUUGUAUCGCCAUCUGUGUAGAGCAUCAUAGCGUGGAGCACAGCUGAUUGGAGGUCCUUUGGUUGUGCUACAGGUAAACCUCAUCAUUAUCCUUAAGCCUAGUCUGAUAAUGACUUGACGUUAUUUAUGCUUUACCUUUUAUUUGAUUUUUAAAACAGCUAUGGGCUUGGGAGCACAUCCAUGUAGGGAGACCAGGUAGGCCUGUUGUACACCGUUCAGGGCAGCUGGACCAGGACGAUCAGUACGCAGCAUACGAUGCUCCCCCGCUCCCUGAACCCGAUCAGGCAUACGGUUGUAGGUUCGUAACAUUAUACUUGUGUACUCAAAUUUUGUUAUAAUUAGCUAGUACAACUUCUUAAAUAAUUUGUUGCCACAGGUGGGUGGUUCCCAGACUAACACAUGCGCAUACAGCGAGAGGUCUUCUCUACUACUGUGACGCCCUCGAUCGACUCUCGGAUGAACAGGUGGAAUCUUGCACUACAUUUGUAAUCGUUUGUUUACUCUUUAUACUGUUUAUUGGCAUUGCCCUAACCUUUUCACAAUAUAUCCUUGUUGCAGAUGACAUGGGAUCCCUAUUCUGCUGUGUUGGUAGAGGCCAUGCCGGAACACUUGCUCGAGCAUCGUGCUGAGUGGCUUGCCAGGACCCCCAUGAUCUGUUUUGAGGUCGUAGAGAGCCACCUACCGGACUGAGUGUUGCGACAGUUCGGACUUCACCAGCCUAUCCCCAUGCCCUGUGACACUAGUAUUCGCCUCCACGGCAUUGACCGUCGUGGAAAGUUGGAGACAAACUAGGCACUGGAGCAUCAUCAAUUCAUUGAGCUUUGGGACCAGCGGUUGGAGUCCAUCGUUGACGGUCACCUGUUUUAGGGUGUUAUGGAUCCGCGUGAUCCUUACAUGGUAUGGUACAGGCAGAUUACACGCCUUUUCAUCAACCCUACCUACACCCCACCGUCCACGCACUACCAUCCAGCUUAUGAUGUUAUCAGCGGACUUGCGGGGGAUAUGGGUGCGAUGGUUGAUGCACUUUCAGAUGCCUUAGCAGCCGUACCCACUAGAGCCCAGGUUGAGCGGGUGCGAGAUAUGGGCAUACAUAGCUUGCAGAGAUAUGGCCAUGGCCAUCUCGUCCACCCCAGGGACGAUCAUGACCCCAACUCCUUCCAUUCACAGUUCGACUUCGGACAGAGUAGUGGUGGAGGUCAUACUUCGGGCUCUACACAGGCAGAGGAUUACUUCAUCCAUAACACCGCUCCCGGCCACAGCCAGGGUGACUCAUCGUCUCGCCAGCUGACUCCUCCAUCGUCCCGAGACCCAUUCACCACCAUUCAGCAUUACACGAGGCGUCCGAGGCGUGUUCGUAGACAGAUGGAGGACACACAGGACGGAGAUCAGUUAACUCCAAUACAUGAGUCCGGAUAGUAUUAGUUAGUUGAUCCUUUUGUGAUACUCAGAUAUUUAACAAUGUUGUAUAUAACGCUUACAUUAUUAAUACAAGAAAUGUUUUCUAAAUGACUCUCUGUACAAUUUGAAGUUUAUUUCCCUUAUUUGUCCGAAUUUGACUUUUGUUAGUGAAACUAUAUCUUUUAUAUCCGUUAUAUGUAUCAAGCAGCAUAUAUUUGGUCUCCUGCACUUAAAGUGCUGUUUCACGAUGGUUAUCAUGUUGUUAGGGUUGUUUCCAGUGUUUGAUGGUUGUUGGUGGUGGUCGAUGGUGGUGGAAAGGUUGGGGCUGGUGGUGGGAAUGCUCUUGCGUUGUUUAGGGUGUUUUAUGGUAGUUUAUGGGUGGUUGAGAGUGGCGGG
Messenger RNA from Chenopodium quinoa (quinoa), 1900 nucleotides. RefSeq lists its product as uncharacterized. The record is from RefSeq and is a predicted model, not a curated record. NCBI's taxonomy places the organism in Eukaryota, Viridiplantae, Streptophyta, Magnoliopsida, Caryophyllales, Amaranthaceae. The transcript is spliced from 2 exons. Bases 980 to 1522 code for a protein of 180 amino acids.